AUGGCGCGCAACUCCGAAAAAGCCCAGUCGAUGCUCUUCCGCUUCCGCGAAGCGCAAGCCGCCGACCUAGGCAUCAUCGACGCCGGGCGCACGCGCCGCCCGCGCUCCAUCACCGAGCAAGACAGCAUCCCGGCCUGCGAGAAGUGGCGAGGCCAAGUCCUGAAAGAGAUCUCCCGCAAAGUCUCCCGCAUCCAGGACCCCGCUCUCUCCGACUACCAGAUCCGCGACCUCAACGAUGAAAUCAACAAGCUCAUGAGAGAAAAACACAUGUGGGAGGUGCAGAUCCGCAACCUGGGCGGGCCGAACUACAUGCGCAGCGGGGGGAAGGUCUAUGAUGAGGCUGGAAGGGAGAUCCCCGGUGGAGGGAGGGGGUACAAGUACUUUGGCAGGGCGAGGGAGUUACCCGGUGUUAAGGAGCUGUUUGAGGCGGCGGCGAGGGCGAAGCAGGAUGAUGAGAAGCCGUUGGAGACGAGAGACGAUUUGAGGAAACAGGUGGAUGCGGCGUAUUAUGGGUAUGCGCCGGGCGAGGAGGACGAGAAGCUGUUGGCGUAUGAGGCGGCGAGGGAGAGGCAGGCGUACGAGAACCUGGCGAAGGCGGCGGCUGGGUUGGAGCCGCCUCCGGGGUGGGAAUCUUUGCCGGGCGAUACAGGUGAUGGACAGGCGUGGGAGCUUCCUACGAUGGAGGAGGUGCAGCAGGAGCUCAUUGAUAGGAGGAGGAGGAGGCUGUUGGAUCAGUUAUAG
Neurospora tetraspora is the source of this 741-nucleotide messenger RNA. Its product is annotated as Isy1-like splicing factor. NCBI's taxonomy places the organism in Eukaryota, Fungi, Ascomycota, Sordariomycetes, Sordariales, Sordariaceae. Bases 1 to 741 code for a protein of 246 amino acids. Gene Ontology annotation, cellular component: Prp19 complex; catalytic step 2 spliceosome; post-mRNA release spliceosomal complex. The transcript has 2 exons. Gene Ontology annotation, biological process: generation of catalytic spliceosome for second transesterification step; mRNA 3'-splice site recognition. The record is from RefSeq and is a predicted model, not a curated record.